AUGGCCCAGCUGGCUGCGGCCAGCGCGGCCCCCUGUGCCCUGCUGGCCCUCACGGCCUUCUCGGGGGCUCCGGCCUGGGCCUGUCUCCUCUGCUUCACGUCCUACAGCGAGCGCCAUCGCAUCUGCCAGAUCUUCGCGGGGGUGGAGGGUCCGAGAGUGGAGAAGUGUGAGGAGGCGUUCUCCGAUGCCUUUAAGGGCCUCCAGGACGCUGAGAUCAAUUACGAUGAGAGAGGCCACCUGCAUGACUCCUUCUCCCAGAUCACCUUCUCCCUCCAGGAGAUAGCCAGCGCUCAGGGAUCCUAUUUGGUUGCCUUCCCUUACGCUGCAAAGAAAAUGCAGGAGGUCAUUGCACGGCUUAAGAAAGUUCCGGCCUGCGUCCCUCCCUGCGGGUUCCAGGAGCUGUCCCGGCGUUUCCUCUGCCUCGGGUGCUACUCCAAGGUCUGCGACCUCCCGCUGGACUGCCCAAUUCAGGACGUGACUGUGCGACGGGGCGAUCAGGCCACGUUCUCCUGCACCGUGAACUUCCAGCUGCCCAAAGAGGAGAUCACCUACUCCUGGAAGUUCGCAGAAGGAGGUGUGCGGACGCGGGACACGUCCUUCUUCCGGGAGAUGCCCCGGGCCCGCGGGUACCUGGCGCGGAUCCGGCCGGUGCAGCCCACGCACAGCGGCACCUUCUCCUGCGUGAUCACCCACGACGAGCUCCCCGUGGCGCGCCUCUACUUCUUCCUCAACGUGACCGGCCCUCCCCCGCGCGGGGAGACGGAGCUCCAGGGCACCUUCCGGGAGGUGGUUCGCUGGGCGCCGCGGGAGGAGGAGGGGGUCGAACCCUGGAAGCCCGGGCUGGGCGAGCUGCUGGCCGAGCCUGGGGCUCUGACGUCCGGCAACCUGUUCCUGCUCGCGGCCGCCGCAGCCUUGGCCUCCGCCGGGGUGACGGUGCUGGCGUGGGCGUUCUUUCUAUGGUACUUCAGUGGCAACUAA
This is a messenger RNA of Pipistrellus nathusii (Nathusius's pipistrelle), 978 nucleotides long. The record is from the annotation of a GenBank genome assembly. NCBI's taxonomy places the organism in Eukaryota, Metazoa, Chordata, Mammalia, Chiroptera, Vespertilionidae.